Molecule: messenger RNA, 902 nt
Organism: Phaedon cochleariae (mustard beetle)
Lineage: Eukaryota; Metazoa; Arthropoda; Insecta; Coleoptera; Chrysomelidae
Source: the annotation of a GenBank genome assembly
UGGCAAACGAGAUGAAACACUCCCUCACGUUCCGCUUUAUUCUUAACUGAAAUGUACCGAGAGUUAUUUAUUCAGCGUCACGUCAAGUCUGAUUUUUUUCGUCGGCACUAACUCACUUAUCGUCACUUGUGAGAGUCGUGUGUUGGUUUAUUUAGGUACUCGAGAUAAAAUAUACAAUUAUCCAACAAAGAUGGGGCGAAAUCUUUACAUGGUCCCCGCUAGUCCUCCUGUCAGAGCUGUCAAUAUGUGUGCUAAAGCCAUAGGGUUGGACCUGAAUCCCAUAAAAGUCGGUUUGUUAUCGGGAGAACAAUUCAAACCGGAAUAUCUGAAGAUUAAUCCUCAACAUACAGUUCCACUUCUUGAUGAUAAUGGUUUCAUUUUGGCCGAUAGUCACGCCAUCAUGUCAUAUCUGGUAUCAAAAUAUGGCAAGGAUAAAUCUCUUUACCCCACUGAUUUACAACAAAGGGCCAUAGUAGACCAUCGAUUGCAUUUUGAUAGUAGCUAUCUUUUCACAAGGGGAUCCCUAAUUAUGAGGAGCCUACUUCUUGACGGCGCCAAGGAAAUUGAUCAAAAACUCCUGGACAGCCUUUCUGAAGCCAUCCAAAUGGCCGAGAAAUUCCUUCAGAAUACCAAGUAUGUGGCCGGCGAUCAGAUGACCAUUGCAGACUACAGUUUCGUGACCAGCAUCACCUCCUGGACACCGUUUGUGCCGCUCACAGAAGAGCAAUUUCCCAAGAUCACGGCUUGGUUGAAGAAAAUGCAGCAGUUGCCAUACUACAGUGAGAACCAAAUUGGGUUGGAUGAGUUCCUGCAGGUUUUGAAAACGAAUGCCAAAGCCAAAAUAAACAUAUAACAUGAACAAUAAAUGCAUCAGCGUAACCACCUAAAGUCUCUAUAUUAUA